AUGGCUCAAAAUUCCGAGUUCUGCCUCCCGCCUCAGUUUCUCACCGACGACGAAAAACGGUUCGUCAAUCACCUCUUCACUACCUCCAAAAACGACGACGUUUUCAACAGCUUUUCAACUACUCUGUUUCCUUACUUCAUUUCACCCAACGAAACAGAAACAAAAAGCGACGAGAAUGAUUACAUCAACGAGUUAACUCGGCGCAUGGCUCACUCAACUCUUCAACACCAACUCGCUCUCAACAACAAGGUUUCUUCACCACAAUCAACACUAAACGCGUUUGAUAAUGGAAGUUUCGGGAACGGUACAAGGCGAAACGACGCCGUUUUGAACUUGAACUCACGGAGAGCGACGAAUGAUCUGCUGCAUGCGGAUGCAGGGAAAGUCGAAAGGAUUCAUCGAGUUAACAACGAAGAUGCUUUUUACGGUUUUGUCCCUAAAAAGCCCUCUGUAUUUCACACUCAGAAUCACCAUCUCUCGAUUUCUCAGAAACAGUUACAGUUGCAGCUUCAAAAAACACAAAUUGAGAUGUUGAAGAAACAGUGGCUGAAGCAACGAGAGGAACUCGCUCGUGGUUGUGGCGUUUUUUCGCAGAGGCAAAAUUGUAAUUACCAAAAUGUCCUUGGAAGAGGAACGGACAACGAAACGGUUUUUCCGGGAAAAGUUGGUUUGUCGCCAUCUGCAUGGCCUUCUGUGCAAACGAUUGGAAAUAACAACAAGGCCGCUUUUCCUGGAAACCCUAAUUUGAAUAAGGAAAGAAACGGAACCGGUGUUUUUUUGCCUCGGUUCGUUGAUACCGAGUCAUCAAGAAAAAAACCAGGGAGUAGAAAUGUGAUUGUUCCUGAAAGAGUGGUUCAUGCAUUGAAUCGGAAGGUUGAUGAAGGUGUGAUUAGAGGUUACAUGCAUCAGAAGAAUCGUAUUCAUGGAACUUCAAAUUAUGAAAAUGGCGUUGCAAGGAAUGGGAGUGAUGAUGGUUUUUUUCAGCAAAAGCAGACAGAGGUGAACAGUGAGAUUCAUCUACCUCAAGAAUGGACUUAUUGA
Messenger RNA from Lathyrus sativus (Indian pea), 1041 nucleotides. Lineage: Eukaryota; Viridiplantae; Streptophyta; Magnoliopsida; Fabales; Fabaceae. The record is from the annotation of a GenBank genome assembly.